Meloidogyne enterolobii is the source of this 2356-nucleotide messenger RNA. The record is from the annotation of a GenBank genome assembly. Lineage: Eukaryota; Metazoa; Nematoda; Chromadorea; Rhabditida; Meloidogynidae.
UAUGAUGGCUCCUCCAGUUCAACAGCAACAGAAAGAGUUGAUGCCAUCUCAGAAGCGUGUGGAUGAGUUGUCCUGUCCUCCGCCAAUGCUACCAGCAACUGGUUUCGUCCAAAAGUGUCAGGGCAUAUGCUCCAUUUAUACACUUAAAGUGGAGCCUGGUCGAAGAGCUUUUCGCUAUGAUGUUGACAUAAGUCGACUUCCUAUGCCUAAACGUAAUGGAGCUAUGGAUGAGGGCAAAAGUCUUGUAAGAGGAGCUGAUGAUGGACAGCGUGCUCUAAAUCGCAAUCUGUGCUUCGAACUAAUUACAUUGGCAUUUACAACUAACAAUCGAUUUGGAAUGCCUGUUGGUCAUGAGAUUGUUUAUGAUUGCAAAGCUGUUAUGUUCACUUCCAUGCCUAUACAACCAUUUGAUGUACAGGGAGGUCAUCAAUUUAUUCUAGAAAAUCACCAGGUUAAUGAUUAUGUUCGUGCUUAUUGUGGUGAUGGACAAAAUGUUCGUUUUCUUGUUCAUAUUAAAAGAAAUUCGUCUGUGCCGGAAUUGGAUUUGAACGAUUUUACUCAAUAUAUGAAUGGAACAAGCGUAUUCAAUGAAGAUCAUUCCCUUAGAACAUUCUUUGAAAUUGCUAUAUCGCAAUUUGCAUUAAACAACGAAUUAUUUGUAUCAAUUGGAGCUGGAAAACUUUUCGAGUACUUUGAUCCAAGUCAAAAUCCUAAGCGUGUUGGUAAUGGAAUGUAUUUGCGUAAAGGACUUUCAAAGGGUGUUAAAGUUAUUAAGAACGAUAACCCAUUUACUAAUGGGAAAAAUGGAGGAAAUAAUUAUAAAGGACCGAGAGCUGCUGUUGUCUUGGAUGCAAAAGUUGCUUUGUUUUUUGAACCACAAGCUUUGCAUUUAACUGUUUUGGACAUGCUACCAAGAUCAAAUGGCCGUCAAACACGUCUUUCAGAUCAUCCACCAAAAGUUUGGCAAGAAGUUGAACGUUUAUUGGAAGAUUUGCGUGUUGAAGUUGUUUAUAGACGUACAAGAACUUUUCAAUUGGGCAAAUUUACUGAAAAACCUUUGAGAGAUUUAUAUAUUGAUGUUGACUUGCCAAAUGGUGCAGGAACAAAAAGGAUGUCUUUGGCAGAAUAUUUUCUUUGGAAAUAUAGUAUUAAGCUCGAGUAUCUCGACUUGCCUUGUAUUAAAUCGAAUUCUUAUUUACCGCCAGGAAAGAAACCUGAAGUUUUUCCUUUGGAAGUGUUAAAUGUUAUGGAAGAUCAACGCGUUCCUCUUCAAAAAACUUCAUCUGAAUUGAUGGGACAGUUACUUGCUGCUAAUUCUAUGCUUCCUGGUCAACGCAUGGACGCUAUUAAUAAAUUAGGAAUGGAUCUCGGCUUAUUUCACAACACAAAUCCUGUAUUAAAUGCUUUUGGUAUUUCAAUUGACCAAAAAUCGAAUCGGAUUGUUAUUGGUGUUCGUUCUUUGCCCCGUUUACGUUUCAAAAAUCGUGUUGUUGAACCCGACAGUCAAAAAGCUGAAUGGCGUAGAGAUGGAAGCCGUCUUCCAUAUUUACAGGCUAUGGGGCAAUUACACAAUUGGAUUAUUUUGUGUUCCAAUCGAGACGGAGAACUUGCUGAUCGUUUUGCUAGAAUGUUGUUAGAUAUGGGGAGACAAAAGGGAAUGCAAUUGGCAGAACCUGAAAUUGUUCCUUUUAGUUGUUCGGAGAAUAAUGAUCGUGACUGGUCGAGUAAAUUUGAAAAAUGUGCUAGUAAUCGGAUUCAGUUUAUUAUGUUGAUAGAUAUGAAACGCAAUGACACUCAUGGAUUGUUGAAAUUAUAUGAGGCGAUGUAUAAACCAAUUGUUACACAACAUGUUACACUUGAAAAAGCUAGGGAUAUUGUCAAUAAAAAUCAACGUCAAACACUCGAAAAUGUUUUAAAUAAAAUGAAUAUGAAGAAUUCUGGCUUAAAUUAUCAGCCACAAAUUGAGGAUAUUGGGAAACGUUUUGCUCUUGAAACUGGAAAAGUUUUGGUGAUUUGCGCAAAUAUGGCAGAUAAUCCUCACGCUUUUGUUGGCGAUUAUUUCUAUCAGGAAUCGCGUCGUGAGGCAUUAGACAUGCGUCAAUUAGCUGAUCGAGUUUCUUGGAUUUUACGUAAUUUAGAACAACGACGAUCUGAACAUCGUCGUCCACCUUUUAUUUUUAUUAUACGUGAUGGGCUUUCUGAAGGGCAGUUUGCUAUGGCUUGUAAGGAAGAAUUAGAAGCUAUUCGUAUUGGAUGUAAAGAAUAUGAUCCUUCUUAUCGCCCACGUUUCUUACUUAUUGUCGGAACGAAGGUUGAUUUUUUAAUUUCGAAAUUUAAAAAAAAUUUCUGCCUAUAG